GCUCCGUUUUGCAGUCCGAUGCGUUCUCAAGCGAGGCUAGGCUGUCAGAUAGGUCAAGAUCAUUCUGGACCACGGUCAUCGCCUUCGAAGAAAAAAUGCAAGGGUUUUGUGAGUAUAAAGACUUCUUCGAAGUAUAAUCGAGAGUUUUAUCUUCACUUCAGAGCAGCUCGCCAUAUCAUACUUGAUCGACGGAGCUCAUUCCGGUCGUUUUUUGUAUCUUCAAUAUGAAGACCUAUCUAUCCUUCCUUGCUGCGUCUCUUUUGGCGACUCGGGUUUCUGCCGGCGAUAAAGAUUGGCUGAGUCCAGUUUACAAGCAGAUUUUCCAGAACAAACUACCAUUUCCUUCCGAGAAGCCCCCAAAGUACACCUACACCAACCAAACAACUGGUGUUCAAAUCGACUACUACGAGAUUGAGAUCAAGGAAUUCGAAUCCCAGAUCUACCCAGGCCUCAAGCCUGCCAAAUUAGUAGGUUACGAUGGCAUGUCUCCGGGACCGACCAUUCGUGUGCAGAGAGGUCGUGAAACGGUUGUUCGAUUUGUGAACAAGGCCAACAUGGCCAAUUCGGUGCAUCUUCACGGGUCAUACAGUCGAGCCAUGUUUGAUGGUUGGGCCGAGGACCUCACUGAGCCAGGGCAGUACAAGGACUACUACUACCCCAACAAACAGAGCGCUCGAACUCUGUGGUACCAUGAUCAUGCUGUAUCGCAUACCGCCGAAAACGCCUAUUUUGGUCAAGCUGGCUUCUACAUUCUCGAGGAUCCUGCUGAAAACGCUCUCGGUCUUCCAAAAGGCGCAUACGACAUCCCUCUGGCUUUAUCGUCCAAGCAAUACAACUCCGAUGGUACGCUUUUUAGCCCAGCGGCCGAAAGAGACUCGCUCUGGGGCGAUGUUAUCCAUGUGAACGGCCAACCCUGGCCAUACCACUCCGUUGAACCACGGAAAUACCGCCUCAGGUUCCUAGACACCUCGGUCAGCCGUGCCUUCAAACUGACUUUCGAAACCGACGACAAUAAGAAAAUCCCGUUUCAUGUCGUCGGAUCUGAUGCCGGGCUAUUGACCAAGCCAGUGCAGACCGACAACCUGGAAAUCUCCAUGGCAGAGCGCUGGGAGGUCGUCGUCGACUUCAGCGCUUACGCCGGCAAGAACAUCACCGUCAAAAACGCAAGAGACGUCCAAGCCGACGAGGACUACAACAGCACCGACAAAGUAAUGCGAUUCGUGGUGGGCAAGUCUGUUUCCAGCACCGAGAACAACGGCAACCUGCCUUCUACUCUCCGAACAGUCCCCAUGCCGCCGAACAAAUCGGGAGUCGACCGCAAAUUCAAAUUCGAACGCAGCAACGGCGAGUGGCAGAUCAACGAUGUCACCUUCGACAACGUCAACAACCGCAUCCUCGCCAAACCCCCUCGCGGCGCGGUCGAAGUGUGGGAGUUCUCCACGGGCGGCGGAUGGAGCCACCCUGUACACGUGCACCUCGUCGACUUCCAAGUCAUCUACCGCAAAGGCAGCCGCGAUGGCGUCCUUCCGUACGAAAAAGAAGCGCUCAAGGACGUCGUGCUGCUCGGAAAAAGCGAGACGGUGCGCGUGAUAGCGCGCUUCGCUCCAUGGGACGGUGUCUACAUGUUCCACUGCCACAACCUGAUCCACGAAGACCAUGACAUGAUGGCCGCCUUCAACGUCACUUCCCUCGCCGACUGGGGGUACCCCGAAACCACGCAGCUCAUCGACCCCAUGGAUCAGAGGUUCCGCUCCAAGACGAUCAAUUCGGCGGAUUUCUCGCAAGACGCUGUUUUGUCGCGCAUCGGUGAGCUGUAUAGUUUGGAUGCAUACAAGGAUCCUGACAAGGUCGAGGCUGCGCUGGAAACGUACUGGGCCAACGGCGGGAAAGGGUCGACCACGCUGGCUACGUCGACUCGUUCCGCGAGUGCUUCUUCAACGGGAAGUUCUCAGACCAGUACUGCUACUACUACAGCUCGCGCGACUACAUCGUCUGGCAGAAGCACUUCUACGUCCUCUUCUAGAAGUUCUUCUACGUCAACUAAGAGGUAA
Molecule: messenger RNA, 2051 nt
Organism: Periconia digitata
Lineage: Eukaryota; Fungi; Ascomycota; Dothideomycetes; Pleosporales; Periconiaceae
Source: the annotation of a GenBank genome assembly